Molecule: messenger RNA, 2308 nt
Organism: Spinacia oleracea (spinach)
Lineage: Eukaryota; Viridiplantae; Streptophyta; Magnoliopsida; Caryophyllales; Amaranthaceae
Product: bZIP transcription factor 29
Exons: 4
Coding region: 409-2013 (534 amino acids)
Biological process (GO): regulation of DNA-templated transcription
Cellular component (GO): nucleus
Molecular function (GO): DNA-binding transcription factor activity
Source: RefSeq, a predicted model, not a curated record
CUCAUACACACACAAAAAUAAAAAACUCACACAAAGACAGAGGAGAGAGAAAAUCGCGAAAAAUCUUGGCGCUAGUCUGAAGAGAAUCCCAUUAUCUUUUUUUUACAACGAUCUUUGUAUCUUCUUCUUCACGCACAAAAGUUCACCAUUUCCAGAAUCAUCUCGUGCAAUCCUUUUUGGCGAAGAAGUUGCACAAAGGUGAACUCGACCUUUUCUCUCAUCUUUAGUGAAAAUUUCUACUGAAAGUCACUGAAUUUCUGUUUUCUAGGGUUUUGUGAUUUCUGUUGAAUUGCUGUUUUGGCUGUUGUUUGAACAAUUUGGGAUUUGUGUUGUUGUAAUUAAAGGAGGAAUAUUUUUGAGGGUUUAAGGAACUUUGUGAAAUUUAGGGUUUUUGAAUUUGUAAUUUAGAUGGAGGGAAGUGAUGAAACUGGGGUUAUGCAGAGAAUUCAAUCGUCGUUUGGUAAUUGUUCGUCUUCAGUUUAUAAGCAAAGUGUUAAUCAAUUGGGGAUUAAUGGUCAAAUGCAGAAUUUGAGUGUAUUAGAAGGGAGUAAUCAUAAUGUUAAUAGUAAGAGACCUUCUGGUAUACCGCCAUCACACCCACAUUCUCACUUUGUAGCUCCGAAAAUUGUUCCCCAGCAAGUCGUGGUUACUCAGAACUUUAAUACGGGACCGACACAUUCGAGGUCAUUAUCUCAGUCGUCGUUCUUUUCGUUUGAUAACUUGCCUCCGUUAAGUCCUUCGGUGUUUAAGGAGUCUGGUUCGCCGAUUUCAGGGUCUAAUGAGGUUCCUCUGCAGGAGAGAGAUGGUGGUUUUAGAGGAGGGAGUGGGUUUCAUGUCAAUGAGGGGUUACCGCCUCCGCCUCGUAAAGGACAUAGGCGGUCUAGCAGUGAUGUUCCUUUGGGGUUUGUUUCGACUGGGCAGACUUCAGGGUCUCAGUUUAUGGCUAAGGAGAAGGAAAGGGAGAAGCCGGCACAGCUUGUAUUGAAGCGAGAGUCGGAUUGGGGUGGGACAAGGAAUGCUAGUGGUGAAGGGGAAGCUGAGAGGAAAUCUGAGGGUGAAGUAGUGGAUGAUCUGUUCUCUGCUUACAUGAAUUUGGAUAAUCUUGAUGCUUUGAAUUCUUCUAGUAUGGAUGAUAAAGAUAUGGAUAGUAGGGCGAGUGGUACAAGGACUAAUGACAGUAGUGAGAAUGAAGUUGAAAGCAGUACAGCUGGUAAUUCUCAUGGUAUUCAUGGGGAUACUUCAAGAGCUGUUAAGAGAGGCAAGAGAAGUGCCCCUGGAGAUAUUGUUCCAACUGGUCGGCAUUUCAGAAGUCUUUCUAUGGAUAGUUUUAUGGGGAGUCUUAAUUUUAAUGAUGAUUCACCCAAGCUUCCACCUUCCCCUGGUAUUCACUCAGCUCAGCAUUCACCCAGCAACUCAUUUGAUGAGAAUACCAAUCAGUUUAGCUUGGAGUUUGCCAACAGUGAUUUUACUCCUGUAGAGCUCAAAAAGAUCAUGUUAAAUGAGAAAUUAGCUGAGCUUGCAAUGUCAGAUCCAAAGCGUGUAAAGAGGAUUUUGGCAAACCGUCAAUCGGCUGCUCGUUCUAAGGAACGAAAAAUGAGAUACAUGUCAGAAUUGGAGCAUAAGGUGCAAACAUUACAGACAGAAGCUACCACACUGUCUGCUCAGCUCACACAUCUUCAGAGGGAUUCUGCUGGACUGACCAAUCAGAAUAAUGAGUUGAGAUUCCGUCUUCAAUCUAUGGAGCAACAGGCCCAGCUGAAGGAUGCUCUGAAUGAAGCACUUAGGGCAGAAGUCCAGCGUUUGAAGCUUGAAUCUGGUGAGCUAAGAGGUGAGGCCUCUCAGAACAUGUACCGGCAAAACAACGCUAACCAGCAAAACAACCAGAUGAUGCGGAUGCAUCCUUCUCUGUAUAAUAACAUGUACCAGCAAAACAACGCUAACCAGCAACAGCCACCACAACAGACCCAAGACCCUCAACAAAGCCAGUCCACUGAUGCUGCUCCUAAGAAUUAGACAAGAUUCUAUCUUUUCACAACUUGUAGUAGGGGCCUUUCUAAGAUCAUUAGCAAUCUGUUAGCGUACAUAUGUUGAAGUAUAUGUGUAUUUAUAUCCCAAUUCAUUAUCAUGAUAUCUAUUCGUUCAAUCUUUUAUGUGUAUUGUUUAGUCGACACCAAUGCUAUAUGUAUGAUGAAAUUUAUAAACCAUACUUGAUACCCUCCUCAUGGCUUCUCACUUCAAGGGGGAAAGUUGACAAUUGUAUAAUACUAUUAGUAAUUUAUAAAGUAUUUGGUUAGUGUGGUUUUUUUUA